AUGAGUGACCACGAUCCCUUCUGCAUACCCGGCACCGAAGCCAGCUGGUUGAAGCUGUUGCCCGAUGGCACAGCCACCUGCAGCGUCUGCCAGACUGUCUUCGAGAAUGCGCGACGCACUGACAACAUUGCCCGCCAUGCUAGCAGCAAGGGUCACAGACGACGUCUCGAAGAACUAGGCCUUGUGGAGUCUGGCGAGGACUACGGGGACGCUCCGCCACCCUCUGACUUCGACAAAGUUGCACGGCGAAAGCCAGGAGAGGCACUCAGACAUGGCUGCCCAGGAAUCGGAGGUGCCAAGAAAGUCCUGAAGAUGAUGCGAUGUGUGUGCGAAGCCAUGCUGCAGAUCGAUUCCAGCAUACUCCAGGAAGCUGCCAGCAUAUUGAUCCAGCUGGAUGCACGGCAACUGCGGCUUUGCAUCCGCUUCCAGGCUGCCGAUCACGAUGUCAUGGUGCGUCGGGGACUACUGGGCUUCGAGCAGAUAGAGUCCCUGGGACAUCAAGACGUUGCAAACGGCGUGCAAAGUGCACUGCGUCGCUUCUGUACCUUCAAUGGAGAAGUCGACGUGGAGAAGUUGCAGCUUAUCACACAGCGCAUUGAAGCCAUCAAUGCGGACGGGGCAUCCGAUGUUCAACUGUCGCUGAAUACGCUGCGAAAGCUUUGGCCGUCUGUCAAGGUAGUUCUGCGAGACAGCACGCACAGUGCGCGAAGGAUCCUCAGUCGGCCAUGGUCUGCCAUUGACGCCAUCCACGAAUGCUUUCAGACAGCAAUCAGUGGUCAGGGCGCGAUGGCGCGGCUUGUGCAGGCUAGCCCCACGCUGGCUCGGGCCUUCGAGAGGUUCUGUCAGGAGGUGACAGAUAGCCCUGCGUCCGGGCGCCGCAUCAAGAAUCUGGCGAUGCGGAAACAUCGCUUCGACUCGGCGGCGAAGCCUCUCGGACGAUUCAUUCUGUUCUGCGAGGCGCACUUGAUGUUGGCUCUGUCGCUCUCGAGUAACAAGAGCCAUGAUUCUUGCCAAUACGGCAUGCGCUUUCUGGAAUGGAUUGAUGAGGAGAAGCUUUUGCUCCUGGGGCUCCUAGCCGACUGUUCGGACGAGGCGCUGCAGCUGGUCAGGUUCUACGACACCGAGCAGCACGACUCCGCGGAGAUGCAGUACCAACUCCAGGUCUUCGCGAGCAAGCUGCAGCAUCUCUUCCUGGAAGGGCAUGCCUUUCAAGCAGGCGGAUAUGCGCAGCAUGUCGUCGACAUCCUGCAGAAGCCGCGGGGAUUCUGCGUCCAGGGCUGUCCCAAGUCUCUGGGAGGACCGCAGAAGGUGACAGAGGCGGCCAAGGAGCGCGCUUUGGGCCAUUUGCGGCUGUACACUCGGCUAGCGAUCAAGACUCUCCAAGCCGAAUUUCCGGCCUUCAGCCUGCUCGCAUGUUUCCGCAUGUUCAACGUUGGCCCUGCCACCCGUGCGCAGGCGGCCGAGGACGCGCGUCAGCUGAUCGAGGGCAAACUGUCGAAUGUCGACGCAUGGUCUCGCGCCGUGCACCGCACAGCUACAAGGCAGAGACAAGUACGCGAGAAUUAUCCAUCGGGCGUACUUCGUGUGGUUUUGGCUCGAUAUGCUGCCUGGACCGGUGCCACGACCAGUGGCGUGGAGCAGUUUUUUGCCAAGAUGGCGGAUCACGUGCCCUCGGACAGAAACCAUCUCACAGAUGCGCAUCUUUUCACGGAGGCCAAGCUGCUUUCCGACUUUCGUGACAGGGACACCUGUCAGGAAACAGUCUGUGAGCUGGCAUCGGAAAUCUGGAAGCUUACAUCUGGCCCUCCGCGUGCCUCGGCGAAGGACCGAAUAGAUGCUGGUGUCCCACGCAAGAAGCCGCAGGACAGGCAACGGCGCAAGAGGGCUGCGGAGACAGACAUCGUGGACCUGGACUCUGCGCUGCGCUUGGCGGAGUCUGUGACAGAGGAGGCAGUGGUGGCACAGCCCAAGGUGCUCAAGGAGCUGAGAUUUCUGGAGGACAAAUCUUUCCGAAAUGAUGUCCUCGCUUUCUUGGACAAUGCGCUCCUUGAGUCAGAGGUGCCCGCCGGUCUCGAAGAGGUCGCUCGCGCAUGGGCCUCGCAUGAGGAAGCCCUCAGUGCUGGGCAUCGAAGAAGAGCGGCACAGAUAUCCAAGAUCAUGCGGCCCGAGGGCCCGGAGCUUUCUCGCGGCAUCUACCUAGAGAAGCAGGAGUGGGCACGCCUGCCAUGCUCACGAGGCUUGAACUUCGAAGCACGGCUGGAAGAUGCCCAGGUCUUCGUGGUGACAGAUGCCGCAGCGCCCGGACAGAAGAUCAAGUGGACCGUCGCUUUGCAAGGCGGCUCCGUCGUGGACUUGCACUACCUCCGGACAGGAGGCACUGCGGGCGUCUCCUUCACGUAUGCUGCUGCAGUCCGAACCAAACGGUUCGUCUUGCUGAGCGAGGAGUUCGUGCAACAUCACCCGGGGGUUGCGGACAUCAUUGUGACUGCGAUGGGAAAAAGCCACAGCCAGUGGAGAAUUCUGGACACCUGGGAGGAGUUCGCCGAGAGAGCCGAGAGGCAGUCUUGCGCCGAGGGAAAGCUGGUGGUGGCUCUCGCCCUCCCGCAGACCGUCCAGCAGAUGGACAUGAAGAACAUCUUCACGAAAGCCUCCUUCUUUGAGUUCAUCACGAAGACGCGUGUGGCAUGCUCCCAGUUCGGCUUGUGUGGCCGAUGA
Molecule: messenger RNA, 2715 nt
Organism: Symbiodinium sp. CCMP2592
Lineage: Eukaryota; Dinophyceae; Suessiales; Symbiodiniaceae
Source: the annotation of a GenBank genome assembly